Molecule: messenger RNA, 2953 nt
Organism: Pseudomyrmex gracilis
Lineage: Eukaryota; Metazoa; Arthropoda; Insecta; Hymenoptera; Formicidae
Gene: MED16
Product: mediator of RNA polymerase II transcription subunit 16
Exons: 14
Coding region: 420-2858 (812 amino acids)
Biological process (GO): positive regulation of DNA-templated transcription
Cellular component (GO): mediator complex
Molecular function (GO): protein binding
Source: RefSeq, a predicted model, not a curated record
UGGAUUAAAAACACUGCGCCGUACAGUGUUUAUAAUAGCACAUGCGCUAGAAAUCCAACCUAUAACCUAACCUAAUUACAUUUCUUUUGUAUCAACCUUGUGCUCGCCAGUGCUCGCAAAGAUCGCUGCGGCGGUUAUUGGGCACGUGAAAAAGACUACAUAAAAAAAAAAAAAAACUUUUGUAUCAACUUUUAUCGCAUUGAUUUUAUCACUAACGUAUCGAUCAGAAGAUGUUAGAGAUUUUAAUAAAUACAAAAAUAAAUUUGAUACGUUAAUUUAUGUGGAAACACAAUCCUGACUGAUCAAGAAAGGAGAAACAAAAUCAGUCAGGAUUUCAUAGAAUCGUCAUUUAUUUAUUUAUUCUAAGUUGACAUAUGGGUGUACUUUAAAUAUAUUUAUUGAAUCAAUUAUCCGAUGAAAUGGAUUUGUUAUAUACUGUCAAUAGGAGAAAUUCUCCUAAGUCGAAUCAAGAAUGUUUAUAUGUUGGUCAGUCCUUGUGUUCCUUGUCCAGUCGAAAUAUAGCAGCAUUUACUACAAUGAUAGAGUUAGAUGAUAAUAGUGGCAAAACACGUGGUUGUCAUGUUUAUGUGGAAGAUUUAAAUAUGCCGUGGCAUGCUCACAAAGUGCUUUCAAAUAAACACAAUAUCACUGCACUAGAGUGGGAUUUGCCUGGUGACAAGUUGGUGGUAGCAGAUACAGCUGGAAAUGUGCAGUUGUGGAUGUUUAAAGAUCAUGUUUUAAGUGACUGGAUGUUGAUAGGUUCCACAUAUUUUUCUGGUGAACACAUAUUGGGUGCAGCUUGGUUCCAUAAUGGCAAAAAGACAGGGCUAGUAACUGAAAAGAAAGACAGCAUGCAUUACAGUGAAAAAUUCAAUCAUUUAUUGUUUGCACCUUCAGUAAGACAAUUUGGUAACAGAGCAGCUGAAGGUGUGCUGGUUGUGUCAACUACUGGCAUGGUUGGUGCAGUCAUGAUCACAAAAGAUCUUCAGGUUCCGAUUUGUUACUCAACAGAGAGUCUUGGCAACGCAAGACACAGAAUAACCGCGGUGGAUUUGUGUUAUGGAAAAAACGGUCACUUUCUCGUCGCAGUCAGCAGCGGCAGUACUUGCUUGCCAAUAAGAUGUUACAGGGUAUUGGUACGAAAAAACGAUGAUAAAUGUACUAUCACGUCGCAAGCUCUACCGAGUUUCUUCCUGCAAGACGGAGCACCCAAGGAUAAUUUAUGUACAAAUGUGACGCAUUUAAAGUUUGUGGUCAGAGAAGAUGCGGAUUCUCUUGUAAUCGCGGCGAAUAGCGAAACUAGUGGAUUCGUGGAAGUUUGGGAGUUGCGAGAAAAGUCGCAACCGGUUCACAAAUUAUUUCAGCCAAAGAGUCUAGAACCUUUUAAGACUGUUGUUUGGCAGUAUCAGUCGCAGUACCGCUGUCAGUCACCGGUUACGGCAAUAGCGACUACGAAGCUGUCUAUAGUGACAACGUUACCGCCUCCGAGCUACGUUAUAAUUGCGUUGGCAGACUCGUCAGUGCAUUGCCUUAAUCGCCUUGACUGCCUCAAAGAAGUAGCGUACUCGUCAUUGAACAUGGGCUGGCGUCAAGAUGAGCCAAGCAGCAAACACUUUAAGAGCUCGGUAUCCGUUGCUCAUAUGGAUCUCUCGUGGCUGGGCUGUGUACUCCUCGCGUGCGACACUCACGGCAAUCUGUAUCUCUACAAAUUGUUGCCGGACGGCACCACAGGCUCAUCGAUGUCUUUGAGCUACGCUUGCACUUUAUUGGAGUAUUGUUUAGUGACGGGACUAGAUUGGCUGGACAUACUUUUGUGCUUGAGAUCGUCCAUGAUCGAAGCGUUGUGCGAGCGAUUAGACGUUUCCUUCAACCGGCAAUCGCAACCCACGCAGCAAUAUCACUAUAUUCAAUUUUUAUGCAUCAAGACGUCAUUGUACAGAAUGCUUAUAUCGGGGCAAAAUAAGGCAGCGGAUUUAUCGUCGCUGCUAAUGAUACACUCUGUAGCCACGGCAUUCAAGUCUCUGUUAAGACCGUCGGACUUGAUAACCCACGACAAAGGGCCGGCAGAGAGUUUGGCCGCAGUGCUCACAGAUGUUAUUACCGAUAACAUUGACAAAGUACUGUUGCAUCUCGAUCCGAAAGAAUUUACAGUGGAACCGAGCACGCUGCAGUCGUUGCAGCAACUCAUUCAGUGGGUCGCUGACUUAGCUUUGAACUUGCUCGCCAGGCUACCCGAGCAAAGGAUGCAAAUGAAAACUGGCGGUUACGAACUUCUCAAGGAUCACAAGGCUUUAAAUACAAUACGAGAGCUGCUGGUCAUGAUACGUAUUUGGGGAUUACUUCGUCCUUCGUGUCUCCCGGUGUUUCUUCGCAGCGCAGACUCGUUGGAUGUUCUAGCCUUGUUGUUUCGCUUGUUAUCAAAAUUGGUGCAACCCAAUGGAGACGCGCAGCAGCAACAACAGGUGGAUGACGGUUUAAUUGAUGACUGCUGCUUGUUGCCAAAUCAAAUCAUGAUCCCGCAGUUGCAUCAAGGCAACAGCAUAACUGCCAUAGUAUCACCGCUUUUAUUUUAUCAAAACUUGCCGCUACAGUUGGAGUACGGAGUCGAGCCUGAACAAUUAGUUUUUACACCUGAAAUAAACGCCAUCGAAGGUUGUAUGCACAGCGGACAGAUCGUGGACACGAUACGACAUUUAUACUUGGGAAAGCAGCCGCUUUUAGUGAAGCAAUGCACAAGAUGCGGAGGUAAAGCACAAGUACAAAACAUGACGAGAACAGCUGCGAUCAGAGCUUGGGACCAAAGAUGGACACGUGCUUGUCGGUGUGGUGGCGUUUGGCGGAUUCACAAAGCCUGCUAACGACUCGAGAAUCGAAUUAGAAAUCACCGUGUUUCUAACUAUUAACUUUUAUAUCAAAGUUUACGCGAGCCAUCCAUCGAACAAAAUCCAACUUA